Menidia menidia (Atlantic silverside) is the source of this 1086-nucleotide messenger RNA. The record is from the annotation of a GenBank genome assembly. NCBI's taxonomy places the organism in Eukaryota, Metazoa, Chordata, Actinopteri, Atheriniformes, Atherinopsidae.
CUGUGUGCAGUCUAUUUGGAAGACAGUUUCAUCAAAUCAGGAGUCUUCAGUGUUGCAGAGCUGGUGCGAGUGUCCAGAAUGCCCAUCACCCAUGGCGCAGCGGUACCCUUCUCCAUGGCUGACAUGCCCAGCCAGCCCUACUACCAUGACCUGAACUCCAGCGCAGGACUGCAUCGCUCCCUGUCCUCCCCACCUGGCAGCAAAAGGCCCAAAACUGCCAACAUGGAGGAAAACAUGGACACGAGCCCAACAGGACCCGACUUCUACUCGUCCCCGAGCUCACCAGCAAGCAGUCGGGCUAACUGGCACGACCGAGAUGGAGCAGACAUGUCCUCUCCCACCAUGAAGAAGCCAGAGAAGCCGCUGUUCAGCCCCACUUCUCCGCAGGACUCCUCACCACGACUCAGCACUUUCUCUCAGCCUCACCACCCAGGCCUAACAGGUGUGGGACACAGUGUUAUAUCAACGAGGAGCCCCCCUCCACACUCACCCCUGCAGUUCUCUGCCUCGGCUAUCUUGCCACCGGCACCGUCUACCUACUUCUCGCACACCACCAUACGCUACCCGCCUCAUCUCAACCCUGCUGAUCCCCUCAAGAGCUACGUGCCGUCAUAUGACCCGUCCAGCCCACAGAGCAGCCAGCCUAACAGCAGUGGUCAGGGGGUUGGAAAGGUCCCAGGCCACUUCACCCCGGUCUUGGCUCCUUCUCCACACCACGGCGCUGUGCGGACCGUCUCACUCCCCAUGCCUGACACCAAGCCGAUCACUACAUCGACAGAAGGCUACUCAACCCCUGGAACCCCGACCGCUAAUCGAUUUGUAAGCCUGAACCCUAGAGAUCCAGCUUUCCUCCACCAGCAACAGCUGAGGAAGUGUGACUGGAGCGUGACUCAAAACGGCAGGCAUUAUGGCCCCAGUGCCACUGACGACACUUUGGGGAUUGCUUGGCAAAGUCCUGGUACCUGGGCGAGCUUAGUUCCAUUCCAAGUGUCGAACGGGACUCCGAUUCUGCCAACAAAUGUCCACCAGAACUACAGCAUAAACAUCAUUGGUGAGCCGCUGGUCCCCACUGAGACGGGGAACUGA